Paramecium pentaurelia is the source of this 835-nucleotide messenger RNA. NCBI's taxonomy places the organism in Eukaryota, Ciliophora, Oligohymenophorea, Peniculida, Parameciidae. The record is from the annotation of a GenBank genome assembly.
CAAUGAAGACUCUAAUACUUGUAGUAUUAAUUUGUUAUAGUAGCUCUUAAAUGUUAAGAGGGUCAUCUAAGUCUUUAGUUGAAGAAGAACAAGGUAAUUAUGAAUUUUGAAUGACAGCAAUAUUUUAGAGUGAAUAAGAAGAUUAAAGCUUUUAUGUUGGGAGGAAUGAUAUUUCAGCAGAGACUCUUUAAGGCUAAGAGACAGUAGAAGUAGAAACAAGUUUGGCAGUGUUUAAAAGUGAUGAUAACCCAAUGGUUUAUAUUGAAGAAUCAAUAGAAUCAAGUAUUUAUAUUAAAAAAUAAAUGCAAAGAUUAAGAUCAAAAUUUUGAAUAAUAGGAAUCAUUGAAAAUCGAGAAAGUUGAUGAUGAGAUCUAGUAUAAUAUUACAAUAGAUAAUAAAGAGCAUAAGAAUUACCAGAAGCAACAAAUGAUUAAGCUAAUUAUGUCGAUAAAGCAAUAGUAUUAGAUCCAGAAUAAGAUUAAUAAGCAUCUUAGAACAGUUAAACUGAUGUUGUUUUGAAUAUAGCUCCAAAGACAGAGUCAUUAAAUAGUUCUGAUGCAAAUAAAAAGCAUAUUUAUGUUUACAAUCGUAUAAUUUGACUCUUAGUAAUUUAGCUUUGGCAAAGAAACCUUUUGUUGGCAUAAAGUUUCCACCUAUGCCUGUGACAAAGGAUCAUAAUUAUUUGUCAAACUCUGAAAGUCUGACUAUAAAAUUGCCUGCAUGGUCUGAAGAAAGUAAUCAUAGAGUUGAAGAUGAUUUAGAAUUCUUCCAAUUUAUUAGACGUAUACAGCUUUAAAUAUAGUAGCAUCUGAUGUAUCAGUUAAUGAAUAUUGAA